This is a messenger RNA of Wyeomyia smithii (pitcher-plant mosquito), 1353 nucleotides long. Its product is annotated as cytochrome b5. The record is from RefSeq and is a predicted model, not a curated record. Gene Ontology annotation, cellular component: membrane; intracellular membrane-bounded organelle. Gene Ontology annotation, molecular function: heme binding. The coding region runs from base 564 to 923 and encodes 119 amino acids. Lineage: Eukaryota; Metazoa; Arthropoda; Insecta; Diptera; Culicidae. The transcript is spliced from 4 exons.
UUGAUGGGAAACUAAAUGCAAGUUGGUUAGUGUGUUAUUUUUUUUUUUGUGGUUAGUAUUGGGAAAACCUUUACUGCGUGGAAUCAUUUAUCCGAACCAAAGGGUCGAAGCAACAUUCUCGAAAUUUACUUUGAUUAUGGAAACAACCUACAAGUACCCGUGCUGUGACGGUGAUGAGCAAUACGACGGCAGUGUUCAGUGCGAAUGAAUCUAUUGCGGAGGAAGUCUGGUUCUGUACGACGUUCAUUGGAGAGGAUAGCUCAGCCCGUCAGUCAUUGACGCACCAGGAAGGACAAAAAUUCACCCGGUAGUGAUCGAACAUCAGCCGGCUGAAGGUGGUACUAAUAAAAAGAAAAGUUAUCUUCAAGACACGUACCGUGACGUGAAGAUUUUUACGACCUACAGACGGGCUCGAUAAUCUGCAAUGUGCAUCGACUCAGAUUUAGAUCAAUUAACGCGUAUAAAACAUUGCUCUCCACGACCAUGAAGCUCAAACUUGACCCAGGGGCCUACGGGAAAGCAGUAUUUCCUAAAACAAUUCGGGAGGUAUUACGAAUUAAAAGAUGGUGACUACACGCGAGUUCACCCGCCAAGAAGUGGCCCUUCGGGACGGCAAAAACGGCAAUCCGACGUGGCUUAUCAUCCGUGAAAUGGUGUACGAUGUAACGGAGUAUUUAAAUGAGCACCCAGGCGGAGGAGAAUUGAUCACUGAAUUCGCCGGGAAAGAUGGCACACGCGACUUCGACGAUUUUGGGCAUUCUGGUGGGGCGAUGGAUCUUCUCAAGCAGUACAAAAUUGGCGAGCUAAACAGGUGCGAACAAGCUAAAUUCCAGAAGAAGGGUUCCGAGUGGACUCCGGACGGAGCAUGCGUUCUACCACCGAAAAAGCGAAGCAAGCGACGAAUGUUUAUUUUUUGUGGUUAGGUUUUUCAAAGGUUUCUUCAAGUCAUUAUUGUAUCCCCUAGACUGUGAGUCAUAAUGUUUCUGAGUUUAUAAAAGAUAUACUGUAAAUUAUCAUUAUUCCUAAGAAAUUAAAACAUAUUUAUUAAGUUGUUGGGGAGCUUAGUGUAGAACCAAAGUGAAAUUAGUAGUGCUUCGAGGCUCCCCCAAAAAAAAAUGUAUGCAAUGUUGAAUAUAAAAAAAUAGACAAAAAUUAGAGAUAUAAUAAUCAGAAAAAGAUGCUCUUAUUAUAAGCCAUUUAAAAUUUGUUAAAUUUGUCGAUGGCAUGAAAUCCUACCACUACAAAUUGUAAUACAAAUAUUGAUAGGUUAACAUUACAUCUACAAUAAAAAAAAUAAAUUUUUGACAUCUUCAAAUAAAAACUCAGGGCCCAGAAAUAUAUAUCAUACAAAAC